Messenger RNA from Macrobrachium nipponense, 12393 nucleotides. RefSeq names its product protein unc-79 homolog (gene unc79). The record is from RefSeq and is a predicted model, not a curated record. The transcript is spliced from 58 exons. Lineage: Eukaryota; Metazoa; Arthropoda; Malacostraca; Decapoda; Palaemonidae. Gene Ontology annotation, molecular function: protein binding. The coding region runs from base 256 to 8424 and encodes 2722 amino acids.
UGUAAUCCGUAAGAAACGCUCCCAAAUUGCACGUUGGCGAGAGCUACGUAGCGAGCAGCGACGGGGCAGCUGAAGUGUUGAAGGAUUCUGAGCAUGAGCAGAAUCGUGGAUGCUGAGUGAGAAGAGAGAUGAGAGAUCAAGAUGAGAGUGACAACUGGAGCGAGUGAUAUUACGGUAAUGCAAGGGGCAGGUGUUAUUUUGUGAUAGCUAAUGGUAAACAAGAGUCUUGUCUGCUGAACAGAAAAACAAGGGAAAAUGGGGACUAGAGCAGCAGCUUUUACUGCGAAGAUUCGCAAUUUAAAUGAUUAUCACCUAAGGCUUCUACAUGGAGUUCUACCAGCACCUUCAGGGUUGGAUAUUGCCAACACUCUUAAGUACUUUUCACAAACAUUAUUAGGUGUUCUCCGUGAGAUUCAAGAGAGGCCAAUGGACAUGUUACAUCAGCGGAGUCAAGAUGCAACUCGUCUGGCCCUUUUUCCCAAUUUAGAUUACAGUGGAUUACAUCAGUCCAUUGUUUCAUUAGUUGACAUCAUGUCACUAAUACAGUAUGGAACUCUAGCUCUGGGACAAUCUGUGUUACAUACUUUGGCCUGCCUUAUUGUGUUUCUGGAGCGUAAUGUCAUCGAUACACUUCCCUAUUUGGUGGCAUCUAUGAUGACUUCUAUCCCAGAGUCAUUACACCAGCAGCUGAUAACAACGUUGUGUUAUCACAUCUUCCCUGUUACAGUUGGGGCAAUUUCUUCCGAGGGUGAGGAAGAAAAUUAUGCAGCUGCUUCUGUACCUGCUGUGCUCAUGAUGAUCUUCCAGUAUACUGACAAUUCAUCCCACCACUGUCAGUUACUGGAAUCGUUGAUGUCGUUGAAAUGUGACAUAGUGAAAGAUGUCGUGUGUGUCAUAGCCUACGGCACUCCGUCAUCAAGGCUUCCGGCUGCAAAUCUCUUAUUCUACUAUUGGCCAAGUCUAAAUCCUACUUUGUAUGAUCGUCGUGGUAUACAUAUUAAAUUCAGUGACAUAUCAAGUGUGUUGAAGGCAAUGUUCAAUAAAUCGGCACAGGCCGCGAAAAGUGAUUCGAUAUCCCAGACUGCAAAUUCUGACAGUGGGGAAUCGAAAAGUCCAAAAGGUUGGAAACCACUUAUGUGUCAGAUAGAGGAAUGUGAUGGUGAUGGUACUUCAGAGGCUGUCAAAGUUUGUUUUGACCAUGCUGUUUGUCUGGGAGCAUGCCCAGAUAAUCCACCACCUCUCUAUUUGUGUCUUGAUUGUGCUGAAGACAUCAGAAGACAACACAGCACUGUUGAAUUUUUCGAUAUACUUAUGCCUAUGGCACAAGUGUCGGCUACUUGUGAGAAUAAGAACUGCCGGUCCUCAGAGAAAAAUGCCAUAGCUACAUGCUAUAGCAUGGAGUGUGCAAGCUACAACAGCAAUCGGCCUAUUCGGUACUGUAGCCAGUGCAAUAACAUCAGGCACAACAACAGACGUGGGACAGAUCAUAUUGUACACACUACCAUUGGCUCUCCUUGGGAAAUGGACCCACAGAUGCAGAAUUUCACCAUUGAGGCUAUUGUAAGUUUAUUGAAUGAGGCUCAGCCAUUUGGAGAUAAGACGAAGAGCAAGGAUCAUGACCGCCUCAACAGAGCAGGUCUCUUGGAUGAUGAUCAGCCUGAGGGCCUUACCCCUGAGGAGUCUCGUUCACUUAGCCGGUAUGGCAUUUGGUUAAUUGUAGGCCUAUGUGCACCUACCCAAGACACACCAGUGGAAAUGCUUGGACGUCUUCUUGCAGCAAUGUGUCACUGGUUUAAUGCUACACAGUAUCUUCCAGAUGAUCAACAUGGAACAGCUAUUGAGAGACUGAAGUCAGAAAAUAUUCACAAUUGGCUUCAAGAAGUUUGCAAGACGCAUUUUGAUGUAUUUGUUUCAUGUCUGCUUCCACAUCCAGUGGAGUAUGCUCGUGUUGGGGGUCACUGGGACACGUUGGCAACUCGAACUGACCACAUAAAGGAAGGCUUUAACCGCUUGUUUUGUCUAGUGCCGUAUGAAUUGGUGACUGUGCAGGUAUGGGAUCGCGUUAUGCCCCAUUGGAUGGAAGCAAUUCACAAUGAAAUACCGGAGGAAGAACUCGCCGAAAUGAAAAUCACGUUGAGCAAAUUACUCGAUGCUGACAUGAGCCCGCUUGGUUUUGAUGCUAAUCAAAUGUACAGAUUUAUAAGUGUGCGUUUUGUCAACACUUCAGCUUCAGUGCAGGAACAGACAUUAUCAUGGCUUCAGAUUUUGUCAUCCAUAGACAUUGUUAUUCCCAUGAAUUUGCUGCUGACCAUGUUUCAUGAUGGGGUAACAGCCCUUUGCAACUCACCAUCAGCAUCAAGGAAGACAAGCACAUCAGGGAGGCCCUGUGCUUCUGUUUUAGAACCUGUAGUUGAGGACGAUUCUCAUAGCAGUUCGGCUCUUUCCGAUGAUGAAAGGCCACCAUCAGAUCAUCCAGAGGAUCACUAUUCUGACCCAGAACUUAUUUUGACAUGCUUUGUGCUGAUGUUGGAUGUGUUAUUCAAACAGAUGGAAGUGCAGGAAGUAGAGAAGCAUCAAGGACUGGAUGGAAAGGAGAGUGUCCCUGUCAUGACACUCGUCCGUGACAUGUUAGGUUCCUCAUGCUUGUCCCCUCACAAGUGUGACGGAGAACAAGAAUGUACAACAUGUGAACUUACAACAGUCUUUUAUCAGCUGGAGAUGGAUGUUGUGGCUUAUUUGUGUCCACGGGCUGCUAUUCAGAACAACAGGGUGGCAGAUAUUAUUCCUCAAGAAGUAGAGUCAUCUCAAGCUAACAAAAGUCCUGAGUUAUCUUCCCACGAUGUUCAGACUGGAAGUACUGGACACUCUCCUAAGCCUUGGCCUCCACCCCCAGCAAAGGAAGGGGGUCUCAUGUCAAUAAUGGCCAAUAUGCCUCAGAUUGUCACUGCAACAGUUGAAACUGUAGGAGAAUUGGAUAUAGCAGCAAAUAUGCCCCAGGAGCAUGUGGUGAAAGCAGUGGCUAGGGCUGUCACAUUAACUGAGGAGGAUGUAGCAAAUGCAACUGCUAAUGUUGCUAAACCAAGUGUUGUUGGAGAGGACGAUGAGCCAAUAGAUACUACGCAACAAGAUGAUGAAGACUCUGGUUCCUUUUGGAUAACUUCCCAGGGGAAGUUCAAGUUUAAACUUGAAGAAUUGCCUUCACAUCUUCAGGUUAUCUACACAAUUUUACUUGGACUUGAGACUUCAGAAGACGGAGAUGUUAUUUAUCAUAUGUGUGAAUGCUUGAAGUAUUUAAUUCUGCAUGGUGAAGCUAUGGCUCAUGCUGCUAACGAUCAUCGAGGUUUUCUGAUAUGGUGUCAAGAAAACAAAUCUGUAAAAAUUAUGUGGUCCCUGAUUGAGGCUGAAUGGUCACACAUUGCUGAAGUGGGUGUGCAGUUGCUGCUUCACUUUCUGACUUUGCCUUGUGGUGCAGACAUCUUCUGGAAGCUUUGUGAAAAUAACUUCACCCAUCAGGACUGGAAAGUAAGAUUUCAAGCAGUUGAAAAGGUGGUUGUCAUUGGAAGAUUCUUGGGUGUCUCUUCAGUGCGCCAUUGUCCAGGACUUCAAGCAGCCAUAGCACAUGCAUUCUGCUUUCUUAUUGCUUCACUAGAUGACAUCAAUGUAUCAGUAGCCCAAAGGGCCUCAUUGUAUUUGACAACACUACCAGACAGUGGACUCCGAGCUCUGUGCUGGUGUUUAGAGCAACAGUUUGACAGCGUUAUUAUGGACAGGCCAAUGAUUAUUCAAGCAUUGCAUCAACUCAGUUCUCGUCUACCGGAUCGACGAAUUCUUACCUGGGAUUUCUUCUUCAAUCGAUUUGAUGCUCUGUAUCUGGAGGCACAAAUAGCUUUGGAGAAAUAUGGAGAUAUUGCUUUCCCAAGGGACUUGAAAAAUUCAGAUAUGACAAGUGAUGUGUUUGAGAGGAAGUUGAGUCGAGCGAAGGAUGCUCUCACUUUGGUUCAGAGUGCCAGUGUAAGAACGUUAUCUGGAUCUUUGGGCACCAAGUGGCCUUAUAAACGAACCAUGUCGGCCCCUGCUAACAUGUUUAAUCGUACUGUUGAAAAACAAGACUUUACUAUAAAGGGGCUUUGUACUAUGCCCUGUAAACUGUUUGAGGCUUACUUCAUUGACGUAAUGCAGGCUGAUGGAGGCAUGCGUUGUGGUGGCGAUGACGGUUCAAUGGUGCAUCAGUUGCAAAAGGCAAUGGACCUCGAAGAAACAGAUAAGGACACUCUUCAUCUUCUGGUGUUCUUAUUUAUGCAGUUCCUUUCACAACCUUUACAUGCUGAUGGAACCACAGAAGGUAAAUUAACUGGAAACCAUAAUAUGACAUUGGUUCUUCGACAUCUAUCUGUACUGAUGGGUUUCAGUCCAACGGAACAUUGUUUUUCAGUCUCUCCUGCUCGAUUGCGAUCAUCUCCUGUUUUUAAUGCUUUUCUGUCAAAUUUGCCACAUGUCUUGGACCACAAUUUCAAAAUGGGAACCUCACUUCUCCCUACUUGCCUACCUGUUCUCCAGUUUUGUGCAGCGCCGCAUAGGGUUGUUGAUCUUCGUUAUCCAGCUUUCAGUUUAUGGUGCUUGCAGCCACAUCCAAGACGAUACUGGCUAAGUUCAGUCUUGACAUUCUUGUAUAAAUAUGAAUACAGCCAACACCCUUUAUCAGGACAAGCGUUAUCCCUGGUACAGAUUGUCAUGAACACCAUAGAUAAUCAUUAUCAUCGCUGCAAAAAAAUAGAUGAUCCCACAUUGUGUGCAGCUAGCUCUGCAUAUUCCAGGGAAGUGAGCCAGGGAUCCAUAGGUGGAAAUGAUGGAGAACAUCAGGGUGAAUCUCCACCGCUCUCUCCCAGUGUGUUUCCUGGUGCUGGUGCUGGUCGAAUAACAGUGACUAAAGGAGUUGCACAAGAGACCAGAGCUCAGUACCACGAUCAAAAAGCUGUGUAUGUCCCAACCAUUCAGGAUUCACGAAGUGUGGUAUUAUAUGAAACCAUGAAACAAAUUGAAGAUCGUAAAAGUAGAAAGAAUAAUGUUGCAAGCCUUGGUCCUGACUGCGAUGAUGCUGAACCAGAGUUAGAAGCCAUUCCAGAAAGCCCUAAAACGGAUAGCCCAAGCUGUCAUGAACUAUGUGACCUUGAACCUUACGAGAAUAUUUUAGUGGAAGAACAAGCAGUCAUGCGGGUAGAGCACAAUCAUAGCUCCAAAGCUCUGGUUUCACUCACACCUUGUGCUGUGCCAUCUUCAGCCAUUGCUACAGCAUCCAUAGUAGUUCCCCAGAAGAUAAGAGCACAGGCAGUAACAUCAGUAAUGGCUUCUCAGAUACAAGCAUUUGAUGAGUCCUUCACUGUCAAGAUUCAUAAUGCAGAGCUUGCUCCACUUGGAGUGGAUACAGAAGAUAAUGAAAGAAUUGUGAUGGCAAGUUUAACUGGGAAUGGUAGCGACAAUGAUGAUAACUACAAGCACAAGUGGUUUUUGGGAGAUGAUUCUGAAGAGGCCAGUAGCCCCGAGGUCCUAAAACAGGAUGGGAGGGAUGGAAAAUAUGCACAUGGUAACAGCUAUCGUCAAUAUCCAAAAUCAAAACAGUAUGGAGCUGAAAAAUGUGGAACUUCUGAUGUAGGAUGCAGUCUGGAAAAAUCCUCGGAAAUUAGAAUGAACAGGGCUGUCAUUUGUGAAGUACCGACCAUGGAGAGGGCAACUCUGGCAGAAGCCACUGUUGUGGAAGCUCGCAUAUGUGACCCUGCAGCAGUAGAAAAUGUUUCAACUGAAGUAGCUCGAAUUGUUUCUGAACCAAGUGAAGCUUCUUCACACCAUUCACAAAUCCACCGAUCACCACAGUCUCCUUUAUCAAUGAUGGAUCUUAUGACAUUAGGCUCUCCUGUUGAAUUAGAUGGCCAGCUGAGUACUACAAUAGACUCUCCAAAUGAGAUGGCCUCUUCCCCUGAUGCUUUGACAUUGCCAACCCCUGAAAGGCUCUUACCAGUUGGUGGAGAGAAGACAACACCAAGCAAGAAGUAUGAGGAUCACCACCCUGGUUCGAUUUUUGAGCGGGUGUGGCAAGCCUUUGGUGGGUGGACAAAUGGCAGCAAGAGCAGUAACCAAAGCAGUGAUGGUGAAUUGGUGGAAGUAGUAGCGCACAAGGAAAGUCAUAAAUUGGUGAAACAAAAGGAACUGUCAAAUCGGGGACUUAGUGAUAAGCAAGAACAAGUAAAUACAUCCACCGAAGAAACGACUGAUACAUCUAACUCAGGCACAACUACAAAUAAUUCGGGACCAGUGGAUCUGUGUCCUGGCAAAAUUGGAAUGCGGAGCAGAAAUAAGCCAGUAUCAGUAGAGAGUGAAGAAGACCCAAGCAAUGAUGCCUUUGGAUGGAGUGAUCACAACACUUGCAACGCUUCUGUUCGUGGAGGAGUAACAAGCGCCAAUCCUCAAGGACCUCCACCUCCGUCGAUCAAGCAAUCAGCCCUGAGAGUGGGUGACGACUGUAUAGCAUACAGAUGUAUGGAAUGUGCCGAGAUCAUCGAGGAAUUCUCCAAUGAUGAUUUAGGAUUAUGUAUCAUUAUUCUAUCCACAUUUGUGUAUCGUCAGCCUGGUCUUGCAGCACCACUUCUCCCAAGGAUGCUGAAAACUGUUGCAAGGGUGGCCGAUAGCGAGGUAUUUUCUUGGCAGUAUGAGAGUGCAAUUCAUUUCCCAGGCUCAGCUACCAGCAUUGGAAGACAGUUUUUGCGUUGUGUUUUACACCAGUUAGCUCCUAACCAAAUCUUCAACCAGAUAUUUUAUACAAAUAUUGAAGAAUAUCAUCGACUACAGCUCUUUAGAACCAUAGCACAGGCGUUAACAGAUUUUAAUGAACUAAAUCCUUCUGCACCUAUUCAGUUGCUUUUAGAGAAUCUGAACAGCAAGAAAGUCUUGCCAACAGAGAAUCUCUGUCACCUUCUUGGUAAUGUUGCCUUGUAUAUGGAAUGCGUAAGUCAAGAUGGAGGUGGUGGCUUGAAUUCUGGUCUUGUUCCACUGUUUGAGACGUUUUUGCGUAAAGUUCUGCUGGGAGUUAACCUGUUAGUGGACCUCAAUCCUGUCUUGCGGAUUUUAGUAGCAGUCCUAAAAAUUAUUGGUGUAGCUUCACAUAAGAGCAUCUUAGAUCCAGUCUCAAAACUUGUAAGCCAUGCAAUUCAAAAUUCACCCAUGAAAUAUGAGCAUCUCAGUGACCUUUGCCACCUGUGCAAUAGAAUUUUCUCAAGGGAGAGAGACAAACUAUUACUUUCACGUCUGGUUGUAUACGAGUUAGUCCAGGCACUGAAGUUCAAAACAUCCAUUCCUGAUACUAAUUUAGUUCUUCUUGUACAACUAGUUGUUCAAGAUAGUGGCGGAACACUGGGCAGUAACAGUGUUGUGGGAGACUUACCGAAGGAUGUCCAAGAUAUUCACAAUCUACCUAACACCUGUGCUGCUGAGUGUAUGCGAUCACACCUUCACGAUGCUUUAGAAUUCAUUGCUGAUGUGCACACACUCACGAAAGUUAAGUCUAACUGCAGAGCUAGCGUUGGCCUUAAUGAAGAUACAAUGGGGGGCCUCAUUAAAGCAGGUAUAUCUCAGUAUAUUGCUCUAGAGAUCACCCGAGGAAAUAACCGGGACAACAGAGCAAUAGCUAAAUAUCUUCCAUGGCUUAAUAACCCUCCAACAGCAGUUCAACAAGGGCAAAAAGAAUUUAUUGACUGUGUUUCUCAUAUCCGUUUGCUGUCGUGGCUUUUACUUGGUGGACUUACACAUACAUGUCUGAUAGGAAACUCGGCUUCAAUGAUUUGUCAGCCGAUUCCACCAGAAGCCUCAUGUCAUAUUGCAGAUCAUAUCCAGAUUAUAUUAGGAGGGUUUGCUGAACAAUCAAAAGCAUCAGUGCUUCACAUGUCUUCACUUUUCCAUGCAUUCAUCUUAUGCCAGCUUUGGACAGUUUAUCUGGAGCAAGGAAUAGGAGGUUCACCUAAUAAUGACACCAACACAAGUAUCUCAGCCAUUUUAACAGAUUUCUGGGCUAAAGUUACACCAGGUAUUCUUCAGCUUGUGUCACAUUCUAAAGUGGAAUCAGAAGCAUCCCAGUUAGGUGAGAUGGUAAAUCUACAUUUCCUGAGUUUGAUGGAAGCCCUUCAUGAGUGCCGUUCUACCGUCCUCACCAAGUUAAUUCCACUGUGGGCUCCUGUUCUAUACACUCAUCACACUAAGCUGCCUGGUCAGUUGGCAGUGAGACUGCAAGCCUGCCAGAAUGCUGCUCCGCCCACAGAGCCCGAUUCCCCAUCAUCCUCUUCAAUGCAUAACCUUCUUCGUUGGCUGCACAGAUUGCAGUUCAAAAUGGGACAGAUUGAGCUACAAUCUUCAGCUGCAACUCAGUUUUACUCGGUUUAAUAAGGAAAUCAUCGGCAGAUGAUCUUGUGCAGUAAAUAUUAUUACACGACUUUCGUAAGUUUUAGAAGUGAGUAUUCUGAUUUAUGCAUUGUCAUGCAUGCUAAGUACAACAUUCCCAAUAAAGCAUCAGAUGUACUUACAUGUCACAGAGAAAGGAAAUGCAUAAAUGCAGGAAUUAACACGAGUACAAUGGAGAUUUAGUUACUAGUUGUUUCAAAAAAAUUUCUGUACUAAUAAUGGUAGGUCACAUUUCGAAUUCACAUACUCAAGCUGUUGCUGUAUGAACCACAGCGAAGUAGCCUAAAAUUCAAGACUUUUUGUUAGGUAAGGUAGAAGCUUAUCUCAUGCAAUGCUUUUUUCACUAUUAAUUUAAUGCACACUGUGUUCGCAGAUGAUAAAGAUAUUUAACAUAAAUCUGAAACAAUUGGAGUCCAUGACAUUAUUCAGUGAAGCCUAUGGAUUAUUUCUUAAUGUAUUUUUAGUAAAAAUUGGCUAUAAAUGUGAAGUACAAUCAGCUAUAAUAUGUGAUUUGUAUUAGGUAUGUUUUAUAAAGUAACUGAUACAAGUAUAUUUAGACAAUAUGUAUAAGCAAGUUGAUAUUAUCAGGGGAGGAGCUAAAUUGAUGGACUGAUUAGUUGAUAAUGGCCUUGCAUCACAGGCUACUCGUUUUUUCCUUUUCACAGUGCUACUAUAUCUAGACUUCUGUUGCUGCUAAUAAUAUGAAUUUUCUUUAUUUGUAGAAUGUACUUGGUCAUUUGCAUCGAAUUUCGGAUAAUGAGCUUUCAAUAACUUGAGCUUUACAUAGGAUAUCAUAAUAUUGCAUUUAAAAUUGGAUCUACCUAUUUCGUUAAUGCUCAUUGGUAUAGGGUAAAAGAAGAUUUUCUUGGUUUUUGCCAGGUAGCAAUAUAUUGAGAUGACUGAUAUUGCCAUCCAUUGAGUAGCAGUUAUCUUUAGAAUUAUACCCCCAAUCAAAAUACAGACAUUUACCUAAUUUUGGAGUAUGUAUGCCAUACAAACCACAGAUUACUGCCAAUUGUGCUAUGUUCGGUGUUAUUUGUUUAGUGUACUAUAUUCGUUACUAAAACCAAGAAAGUUAGAAACAAGCAUCAUUUGAUAGCAGUAUUGUCCUUGACUUUGACCUCUUGAGAUACAUACUUAAUAUGUUAAACAUUGUCUCUAAACAGGUACCAGAAUGCUGUAAAGUCGCUUAAAUUUAAGAUCACAAGGUAUGACCCACAGCUUGGAGGAUAGGGACGUAAACAUUGUGUAUGAGCCAGUCAGCUACCUUAAUUAUGGAGGCAAGCCAUGGCUUCUGGGCGAAUUCAGUUUAUAGCGACUGCGAUAGACAUGAAUUACGUGUUCAGCUUUGUACAGUAUAUUACUGAAAGACUAUACUGGUGAAAAGUAAAUUAGGAAUUGAAAGUAUGUCAGGCAGAGGAAAAAUAUAUGUUCCAUUUAUAUGACAUGCUCUCAGAAUUAAAAUCAUUACUCAUUUUGAACAUGUCUUAUGUCAAAUUUUUUAUUACAUUAAAUGUUUCAAUGUGGAACUUGCUGUAUUUAUUAUUAUUAAGGACAGUAAACUUGAAUAAAAAUAAUAAGAUAGUUUGUUGAUAAGCCGAGUCUUUUAAUAUUGAGGCUGCUUCUGAAUACUGUAUUACUUUUAAAGAAAUUGUGCUGUAAUAGGUACCCAAACUAAUGAUAUCUGGUAAAGGUAACUUAUACUGCAAUACAAUACUUACUGCAGAGAAACAGUGUACUAUUUAGUUAGAGUAGAGAGGAUAAGAAGAAUCCUUUUAACCAUCACCCAGUGAUGGUGAUGAUGUCGUGAACCUUCUUAAUGUGUUGCAGAGACCGUUUGAAUACUAUAUGACAGACAAACAAAGAACUGUACAAGCCAAAGACAGUCAAAAGUACAGUAUAUGGUACAGUAAUUGAUUAAGAUAAAAUGAUUGUGAAGAACCACUAGGCUACUGAAGAAGAUUAAGAUACAAAAAUGUACAAAACAGAACUGUAAACAACACUAAAAAAGUGCAGUGACUGAAUUAAGGACCGGGAUUCACAAAGCUUUGGAUAUUUUUUUUUCAAAUGUUUAUGGUAAAUUAACAUUGUUGGUUAUAACCAUUUUACAUUUAUAAUGUAUUUUCUGUGUAAGUGCUCACCUUUAGUGUGUAUUUGUCAGGCCUUGGUAUAUGAUAUAUUAUUCUUAAUCUCUUAGAACAACAUUUUCUUUAUAUCUUUAUCCUUCCUUGUAGUGGGAUAGUGCCGUGAGGUGCACUGUGAGCAUUAUUAAAGGGUGCUUACAGCAUCCCUUUAGCAUCUACUUUACCAUCAUUUCCGUUUACCUCAAUCUUGCUGUAUAACCACUUCAUCAUCUUUGUACAGUCUUCAGCGUUGAAUGGUUAAAUGCCCCACUGGUUGGGUUUACAUCCAAAUUUCAUAAACUAACCAAUUACUUCUUUUAUAUGUGGGAAUUAUGAAAUUAAAGAAUUAAAAGAUUAUAAAACUCACUUUUGAAUUAUAUAAACAGUUGGUAUUUAUAAUCGCCAACUGAACUGAAUCAUAGAUUGGUUUAAUUAUUAUUGCUAAAGACUGAACAAAAGAAAGGAUGGGUGAGGUUUAACCAUGCAGGAAGCAGUAAACUUGUCUGUAAGUUAUGAGUCAGGAAAAACAAAAGCAGAAAGAGAGGAUUCCAAAGUUCACUUGACUGAAGGUAAAAGUCACUGAACAGUGUAACCUGAGACUUACUGCCCUCCAAAGAAUAUACUAUACUUGAAGAGGUUGCUUGACGGGUCUUACGAGGGUACUUGACAGGAUGAAGAACCCUCCUACUGACUUCAGUGAAACAAGUGAUUAAUGUACCUGUAAAAAAGAGAAGCCACAAUGUAGUGGAGAAAAUGAGAAUUGCAAGAUAAUGCAAGGCUGACUUAGCCAAUUGCUUUUGAUUCAGUCCUGUUUAGGAGGGAGUUUAUCAAUGAACCCACUCAAAAUAUGAAAGCAAUGCCUCUCCAAAAACUACGUACAGGCUUUACCAAUUAAGAAAACAAUUCCAAGCCACAGAACUGCAGUCAGAAACAGAUGGCUAAUUUUUAAAGAUACAAGACAAUCACAAACUUUGUAGGCAUUCUUGGCAAGCAAUAGGCUUAAAUGAAGAAUGUCAGAGAGUUAGAAGCAAUGGGGUGGCAGAGUCGCCUUUUCAGUAGCAAAGGAAGCUAAAGAUCCAUCUACGUGGAAGAGGAUCAGAAAAGUCAAUUGUACAGAAAUUGAGAAUCUCAUUGGCAAGGGACCAGAUAUUUGUUAAUCGGGAGACAACCCAAGGUACUGUAAACAGCCUACAUUUUUAGCGCAACAAAAUGUUGAUAUUUGCUUGAAUUAUACGAAAUACUUCUGAAAUAAACCUAUUUUCUCACAGGUUAUAGAAUUACUGGUUUUGUCUUUGACAGUCUGAAUAUAUGAUGUAGAAAACCCUUAUUUUAUCACCAAUUAAAAUAUCUGUAGAUAAUAGUAUAUAAGCACCAUACUUGUUAGCAGUUUGAAUUUCUUUAGGAAUGAAUUGAAUUUAAUGAUGUUAUGAAAAUUAUAUUUCUGCUGUUUUGUUUUGGAAACAAAAUUUUAUUGCAAGACUUGUAACGGUACAAUGUCAGUAUUUAGAGAGGUCGAUCAUUUUUUCAAGUUUCUAUUUAUCAGGUAAGUACAUUUUGUCCUGAUAUCAAAACCAGAAACCUCAUGUGUAUAUUCAUGUCAUGGAAAAUUAAGUUUAUUUACUAGACAAAUGAUGGGAGACUCAAGCUUGUAUGAUGUAGGUUUGCUUCUGUCAGAACUAAAGAUAUAUGAUAUUUUGAUGCAAAAUAAGAGUCAGAUAUAUAAACAAAAUAAUUUAUAUUAUUACAGAGUAUAUUAUAUAGAUUUUAACAAAAUUAUGAGUGUAAUAAAUAUGGAACACUAUUAAUAAAGAUAUUUAUAGAAACUGAU